GCGGCGGGGCGCGGGAUGGCCGCCCCCCCGGGCUACUCGCUCUCCGACCCGGGCUCCACCAGCGAGCGCAGCGCCGACUCGCCCUUGGCCGACGACGACUGCGGCGGCUCCUCCUCGGCCGGCCCCGCCCGCGCCCCCUCCGCGGCCAGCCCCGAGUGGGGAGAGGAGCGGUUCCGCGUGGACAGGAAGAAGCUGGAGGCCAUGCUGCAAGCUGCUGCUGAAGGAAAAGGCAAGAGUGGGGAGGACUUUUUCCAGAAGAUUAUGGAAGAAACAAACACACAAAUUGCUUGGCCAUCUAAGCUGAAGAUUGGUGCAAAAUCAAAAAAAGAUCCCCAUAUUAAAGUCUCUGGGAAAAAGGAAAACGUUAAAGAAGCGAAGGAGAAGAUCAUGUCUGUCUUGGACACAAAAAGCAAUCGAGUCACCCUGAAGAUGGAUGUGUCUCACACAGAGCACUCUCAUGUGAUUGGCAAAGGAGGCAAUAACAUUAAAAAGGUGAUGGAGGAGACGGGUUGCCACAUCCAUUUUCCAGACUCUAAUAGAAAUAACCAAGCAGAGAAGAGCAAUCAAGUGUCUAUAGCAGGACAGCCAGCUGGAGUUGAGUCUGCCAGAGUUAGAAUACGGGAGCUGCUCCCGCUGGUCCUGAUGUUCGAAUUACCUAUAGCUGGAAUCCUUCAACCAAUCCCCGAUCCCAAUUCUCCCACCAUUCAGCAUAUAUCUCAAACGUACAACAUUUCAGUGUCGUUUAAGCAACGUUCCCGGACGUAUGGUGCUACAGUCAUCAUCAGAGGAUCUCAGAAUAAUGCUAGUGCUGUGAAGGAAGGAACGGCUAUGCUUUUGGAGCAUCUGGCCGGUAGCUUGGCAUCCGCAAUCCCUGUGAGCACACAACUCGAUAUAGCAGCUCAGCAUCAUCUCUUUAUGAUGGGUCGAAAUGGCAGCAACAUUAAACAUAUCAUGCAGAGAACUGGUGCUCAGAUCCACUUCCCUGAUCCUAGUAACCCACAGAAGAAAUCCACAGUCUACCUCCAGGGCACGAUUGAGUCCGUCUGUCUUGCCAGACAGUACCUCAUGGGUUGCCUUCCUCUUGUGCUGAUGUUCGAUAUGAAGGAAGAAAUUGAUGUAGAACCACACUUUAUAACUCAACUAAUGGAACAGCUGGAUGUCUUCAUUAGUAUUAAGCCAAAGCCAAAGCAACCAAGCAAGUCUGUAAUCGUGAAAAGUGUUGAGCGAAAUGCCUUAAACAUGUACGAGGCACGGAAAUGUCUCCUGGGCCUUGAAAGUAAUGGAGUUGCCGUAGCAACGAACCCGUCCACAGUCUCCUGUCCUGUAGGCCUCUCAUGUCCUGGCUUGGAUAUCCUCUCCUCAGCUGGGCUAGGGCUCACUGGACUCGGUCUCUUGGGUCCAACUGCCUUGUCCGUCAACACAUCCACUACUCCGAAUUCUCUCCUGAAUGCCCUUAAUAGUUCUGUUAGUCCUUUGCAAAGUCCCAGUUCAGGCACACCCAGCCCAACAUUAUGGGCCUCUUCCAUUGCCAAUACGAGUGCCACAGGAUUCUCUGCUAUUCCCCAUCUGAUGAUACCAUCCACAGCCCAGGCCACCUUAACUAGUAUACUUUUGUCCGGAGUGCCAAACUACGGUCAGAACACACCCUCUCCCCCUCCUGGCUUAACCCCCGUCGAUAUCCACGUAAAUGGCAUGCAAACGGAAAGCAAGAAAAGCCAAACUUCUUUGAACGGCCACGUAAAGACCUCAGCUAUGAAGUAUUCAGCCUUGUCUGCUGCAUCUCUUGGUGAGAAUGUAUUAAGUUCAAAUCACAGCGAUUCAUCCCGGCAGACAAGUAGCCAUAACGCGUCUGAACAAGUGACCACCAAGGCGAAUGCUGGAGAAGGUUGCAAUGAUGCUUUUGUGGAAGUGGGCAUGCCGAGGAGUCCUUCGCAUUCUGCUAAUGCCAGUGAUCUGAAGCAGAUGAUGGGUUCCUCCAAGCCGCCCUGUGCAAAGAGGCAGACGGUAGAGCUGUUGCAAGGCACCAAAAACUCGCACUUCCACACCGGGGAGAGGUUACUGUCAGAUUCGGAGCUGAGCGCUUCAGAAGGCCCCGUGGCAGAUAAAAAAGCCCCCGGAAGCGAGCGAGCUGCUGAGAGGGCCGCAGCCGCCCAGCAGAAUUCAGAAAGGGCCCGUCUCGCUCCAAGGUCAUCGUAUGUGAACAUGCAGGCAUUUGACUAUGAACAGAAGAAGCUAUUAGCAACCAAAGCUAUGUUAAAGAAGCCAGUUGUCACAGAGGUGAGGACGCCAACCAACACCUGGAGUGGGCUUGGCUUCUCCAAAUCCAUGCCAGCCGAAACAAUCAAGGAACUAAGGCGAGCUAACCAUGUAUCAUACAAGCCAUCUAUGACGAUAACUUACGAGGGUUCAUCCAUGUCUCUCUCGCGGUCCAACAGCCGGGAGCAUCUGGGCGGCGGUAGUGACUCAGAUAACUGGAGAGAUCAUAACGGCAUUGGUCCCGCGGCUCCCAGCAAUUUUGUCUCGUCCAUUGGCAGCCCUAAACGGAAACAAAACAAAUCCGCCGAACAUUAUCUCAGCAGCAGCAACUAUAUGGACUGCAUCUCUUCGCUGACCGGAAGCAACGGCUGUAACUUGAACAGUCUAUUUAAAGGGUCGGACCUGCCUGAGCUGUUCAGCAAACUUGGCUUGGGCAAAUACACAGACAUUUUCCAGCAACAAGAGAUUGAUCUUCAGACAUUCCUAACUCUCACAGAUCAGGAUCUGAAAGAGCUUGGGAUUACUACUUUUGGUGCACGAAGGAAAAUGCUGCUUGCAAUCUCAGAGCUGAACAAAAACCGAAGGAAACUGUUCGAGCCCUCCAGCAUCCGUGCCUCCUCGUUCCUGGAAGGCGGCGCCAGCGGACGGCUGCCGCGUCAGUAUCACUCGGACAUUGCUAGCGUGAGCGGCCGCUGGUAGCAGGAAAGGGAAGCUCUUGCGGUCGACUGCGCAACCUGACAUGGCAAUCCUGUGGACGGCCAUCACUGCACACCACCCUCUGCACUUUGGGAGUCUAGGUACCGAGGACCAAAGCCUUUCUUUUCUGCACAAAAUCCUUGUGCCAAAAAAUAGAGAGAAAGAACACUCGUUUUUUGUCUUUCCAAGCACCAAAUGUGGAUUGUUUUACUCGUGUAGAUUGGACAGAAUUUGCAAUAUAAUAUAGGGUUCUUUAGUAUUUUAUUACUUAUAAUAACAAUAUUGUAUGCACUGAAUUUUUUUUUUUUAUUUUCUUUGAACGAAGAGUGAAGGGCUGGGAUUACCAGAGGGGCAUAGCAUGUGGGGGGUUUUUUUUAACAAGAAGGUAUUUCUGGUACUGCUUAAAAAUUAAUUAAUUGAGGUCUUUCUGCACGUUACGUGUUCUGAUUUCUUGUCCUGUGGAAAUUGUAUUGUUUCCCUCUAAUUUCCAUGGGUGGGGGGGGACCUAUCGUUUGGCACUAAUCAACAUUUGCCACACAUCUUCCCACAUUAGAUUAAAAAUCUUUACCCAUAAACGGUACUAGCAAAAUCAAAUUUUUGAUGAUUUCUUCAUCUCCCCCCCCCCCCUCUUUAAAUGUAAAGAAGUCCUCCAUAAUCAGAUGCCUUAGUACUGGGGCCAACCCUGUUUUUUUCACAUUUGGGAAAGCAGUCUUGAAACCCUUGGCGGAGCUAGCACACUGUAAAAAGAUGCAAUGAAAGACCAAAAUGGACCUUAUUGCCAUCAAUUUAACCCUAUUUAACUGCUGCCUGUAACGCUAAAACUGAUUUUAAUGGUUGUCUCAAAGCAAAGGACUAUUUUUAGUAUAUACUGCCACUUUAUUUAUAGCAAGCGUCUUGUUUUUUAGCAUCUGUACUCUUAGAGUGCACCAGAGAUUCAGUCAACUAAAAAGUUGACGAUAGAGACCGGAAGGGGAUUUCAUCAAACCAGAGCUCUUGAGCCAUCCCUGCGUCUAAACAAAAAGCCUUCAUUCCAUGUGACAAGACAGACCUGUUGCAUUUGUUUCGAGAAGGAUGUUGCUUGCAUGACUCUUUCUCCAGCAGUAGAGCCAACACAUGCCCGAUAGCCGCAGUUGACAUUUGCUUUUCUUGAAUCAAUUCAAGGAUGCCGUUGUCAGCUCUGAGAGUUAGUCCAAAACCUUGUGUUGACUAUCCCUGGAAAGAGAGUCCAUGCUGUGCAUGGCUAGAGCUAACAGUUGUGUUCAAUACUGUGAAAGGUCAAGAGAUCUGGGUUAUACCAUUUCUGUCUAUUUUUUUUUCCGCUAAACGACUCGACAUAAAUUUACGAAGUGAAGGGGAUAGCAUGAAGUGCCUCUCUCGAUGCAAUAUGUUUCCAAACCUGAAUUUAUCGGAAAGAGACAAACAUUCCCAUAGCAAAUAUUGUGAAUUAACUUGUACUGUAAUGUCUUAUUUAUGUACAACGUACAAACCCUUUAAAGUGGAUGUAAAACCACUCGCGACUGAAGGCAUUAGAUUUAAUCAAUUUACCGUAGUGUUAUUUUUAUAUAUAUAUAUGCAAAAAUCUGGUGGGGAGAGAUAGCUGUGACACUUUUCUGUGGAUAAUUCCUUUCUAGGGUGAGGAAGAACAUAACACACAAAAGGGAAUUUUUUUCUUUUCUUUUUUUAAGCAAGAGCAUAGAUGCAGUAGUAAUCUAUUACCCAGUUUUCUUAGUGGCUGCAUAACUUAGCAGUCUGUUGCUGCCACUGAAACAACUGCUGGUUGCUUUCUGCAUGCUAAAAGAGCACUUCCAGGACUGCAGAGACUCUUUUGGGGUACGUGCGUGAAAUCAUUCAUUCAAGCUGGGAACUCAAGCUCCAGUCUUGAAACAUAUGUCUGCUUAUGCAGUUAAAGGUAGAGAUCCUGAUACUAAAAACACUAAUUUUUAAAAUCACGAGUACUCCCUUUGGUAUGAGUCUGUUCAUGCGCUGUAAAAUUAAGCACUUGUGUUAGCAGAUCAGGACCUCUGCUUGCCCGUGUAAAUUAUUGUUACCCAAAUACAACUUGGGCUUACUCUGGGACAGAGGUACUUAGAAGAGCAUCAGCACUCUAGACUUAUAUUGUCCCACCUCCCAAGUUAACAUUCCUUCCCCCUCAGAAUUGUGGAUGUUGAAUUUUUCUUUGUUUUUAUACUUUAAAUGCCAUAAGUUAUGACAGUAUUACUCCAGAAACUACUGCAAUCUAUGCCGAAGUAAAGAAUUUCCCAGAGAAUAGGAACAAAGAUAGAACUGCACAUUCGCUCACACACUCUCACACACCACACUGGAAAAGAAAUGCAUUUUUUUUUCUCACUCCUUUUGAUUCCACAAAAGGGAAUAUGGCAAUGCAGUCUUCCGUAUUGUCAGUCUGGUAUUAUUAUGCACAAUAAAUAUUGAAACAUUAGUUUUAAAUUUGUGCCUUUAUAGUGACCAGUUAUCUGUAAAUAUAGAGCAGAUACAGAUUGUAUUUUGGGAGGGAAAGGGUCCUUUUUUAGUGAUUCUUUUUUUAAAAAUUAAAUAAAUGAAAGAUGGAAUAAAGCAUUUACAAAUGGGAAUUAUUGAAACUAAUCAAAUGUUACAUGAAAGAAUAAAUUUAUAUAACCCCUUGUUACACUGCUUAUUAAA
Molecule: messenger RNA, 5610 nt
Organism: Heteronotia binoei (common prickly gecko)
Lineage: Eukaryota; Metazoa; Chordata; Lepidosauria; Squamata; Gekkonidae
Gene: BICC1
Product: BicC family RNA binding protein 1
Exons: 21
Coding region: 16-2955 (979 amino acids)
Cellular component (GO): cytoplasm
Molecular function (GO): RNA binding; protein binding
Source: RefSeq, a predicted model, not a curated record